AUGGCCAGCUCCCGCCCGGAUCCUGAACCCGAGCCCGAAUCCGUGUUCCCACGCGAGGUCCGGCUCUUCACCGACUCUUACUCGGAGAGCAGCCGGUUCUGCUUCUGUGGGCACGAGCUGAGCAUCACGCAAAACUUUGGGUCGCGCCUUGGGGUGGCGGCACGCGUGUGGGAUGCGGCUCUGAGCCUGUGUAGCUACUUCGAGAGUCAGAAUGUGGAUUUUCGAGGCAAGAAGGUGAUCGAAUUGGGCGCUGGGACGGGCAUCGUGGGAAUCCUGGCGGCGCUGCAGGGGGGGGAUGUUACCAUCACUGAUUUACCACUGGUCCUAGAGCAGAUCCAGGAGAAUGUCCGCGCUAACGUGCUAUCUGGAGGCCGGGCGAAGGUGUGUGCCUUGUCCUGGGGAAUUGACCAGCAUGGCUUUCCUGGAAACUAUGACUUGGUGCUGGGGGCAGAUAUCGUGUACCUGGAACCUACCUUCCCACUGCUGCUGGGGACCCUCCAACACCUGUGUGGGCCCCAUGGCACCAUCUACCUGGCCUCCAAGAUGAGAGAGGAGCAUGGGACAGAGAGCUUCUUUCAACACUUCCUACCCCAGCACUUCCAACUGGAGCUGGCCCAGCGGGAUGAGGAUGUGAAUGUUAACAUCUAUAGAGCCAGGCACAGGGAAGGGAGACCUGCCCGACAUCACCCUUCCUGUUGACCUCAGCCCCUGUCUCAGUGGAGGAACGGGCCUGUCUUCAGAGCCGUAAACAUCAGGACAAAAGGAAAGGAUGGCUUACCUGUCUUCUUUCUCCCCCUCCUCCAACUUGUUCCCCUAGGCAUUCUUGGGAAGAUGCAGGAGGGGGAAGGCCCGUUAAAAACAGCAGAGUCCUAGAAGCAUUGGGUUUAAAGCCCAAAGAAGGUGCCCAACACUUGUCUCCAGAGGAGGAGGGUGAGAAGGUAGUCAGGAUAUCUAGGGGUAAGGGAGGAAUAGUGGCUGCAGAGAGACGGUCACUGGUCACUCCCAGUUCUUUAAACAGAAUGGGCUCUUCUGUUUGUUUGUUUUUUGAGACAGGGUUUUUCUGUGUAGACUUGACUCACUGUGUAGACCAGGCUGGCCUCGAAAUCAGAGAUUUGCCUGCCUCAGCCUCCCGAGUCCUGGGAUCAAAGGUGUGCGCCACCACUGCCCCGGCCUCAGAAUGACCUUUUUUAAAAAGCACAUUCUUAGCCAGGGGGUAGUGGCAUAUGCCUUUAACCCCAGUACUCCAGAGGCAGAGGCAGGUGGAUCUCUGGGAGUUCGAGGCCAGCCAGAACUAUAUAGUGAGACCCUGUCUCAAAAACAAAAACAAAAACAAAAACAAAAAACAAUGUUUGACUUUUUUUUUUUAAAGGGGGAAAAUGAGCAUUAGUGAUCCUCUUCUGCAUCCCCAAACAUGUAGCUAUUGAGAGAGAGAGAGAGCUGGUACCAAGACCCCUCAGAGCCCCUGCUUCUCGCCUGCUGUGAUAUGACUCUCACUAAGACAAGUUCUUCUAGACCCGAGCCUGGGGACGAGCAGCAGAGCUGUCCCUUUGGGCGCUCCUUCAUCCUUUGCAAAGUUCAGGACCUGAUCACAGACUAUCAUGUUGUACCCAACUCUGGAUUGAGUUCUGGGUUCUUCUGAUCUCUGUUUUUUUCCUUCUUAAUUUGUUUUACCUUCACGUCUCGUCUCUGCCCUCUGGGGCAGUCUGGGUAGGGCUCUUCACACGU
Peromyscus eremicus (cactus mouse) is the source of this 1725-nucleotide messenger RNA. It is a transcript of the gene Eef1akmt3, whose product is annotated as EEF1A lysine methyltransferase 3. Gene Ontology annotation, biological process: peptidyl-lysine methylation. Gene Ontology annotation, molecular function: protein-lysine N-methyltransferase activity. The record is from RefSeq and is a predicted model, not a curated record. The transcript is spliced from 3 exons. NCBI's taxonomy places the organism in Eukaryota, Metazoa, Chordata, Mammalia, Rodentia, Cricetidae. Gene Ontology annotation, cellular component: cytoplasm; cytosol. Bases 1 to 699 code for a protein of 232 amino acids.